This is a messenger RNA of Tachysurus fulvidraco (yellow catfish), 2526 nucleotides long. RefSeq names its product guanylate-binding protein 1-like. The coding region runs from base 229 to 2112 and encodes 627 amino acids. NCBI's taxonomy places the organism in Eukaryota, Metazoa, Chordata, Actinopteri, Siluriformes, Bagridae. Gene Ontology annotation, molecular function: GTP binding; GTPase activity. The record is from RefSeq and is a predicted model, not a curated record. The transcript is spliced from 11 exons.
AGCCCGCUACGCACUUAUUUAACGCCCCACAUCUGCUUUGUUGUGUCAAGGUUUCUCGGAAGGUCCCGAUUUAAACAAAUUCACACACGUGAUCUCCUGGGGGCGUCAUUUUAUAUACGUUUAUAUAUCUAGUUUACUGCAUCACGGCAUCUCUUCGGUUUGCAUCUCUUUAGAAGGUUUUUGAAGGUUUUCCCUGUAAGCAUCUAUACUGCAGAAGUGGAGAGCAUCAUGUGCAGCCCAAUGCCUGAGCCUAUUUGUUUGGUGGAAAAUGUAAAUGGUUCAUUGCAUGUAAAUAAUGCAGCCAUAGAGUAUCUGAACAUGAAUAACCAACCUGUGGUGGUGGUGUCUGUGGUAGGACUGUAUCGCACUGGAAAGUCUUAUCUCAUGAACCGUCUGGCAGGACAACAAACUGGCUUUGCUCUGGGGAGCACCAUUGAGUCAAAGACUAAAGGUAUUUGGAUGUGGUGUGUGCCACACCCUAUUAAACCAGGACACACUCUGGUAUUGCUGGACACUGAGGGACUUGGGGAUGUUGACAAGGGAGACUCUAAAAAUGAUGCCUGGAUCUUCUGCCUGGCUGUUCUUCUGAGCAGCACUCUGGUCUAUAACAGCCGGGGAACCAUCGACAACACAGCAGUGGAAAAACUACACUAUGUCACAGAGCUUGCAGAGCAGAUUAAGAUCAAAUCACCUACAUCCGGUGCAGCUGAGACUGAUGAUGAUGAGGCGGAAGACUCUCACUUUGUGCAGUUUUUUCCUAACUUUAUCUGGACAGUGCGUGAUUUUACACUACAGCUGGAGCUUGAGAGUAUGGGUCAAGUGACUGAGGAUGGGUACCUGGAUUUUGCCCUGCAGCUGAAAAAAGGUUUUAAUAAGAAGGACACUAACUACAACCUUCCAAGGCAGUGUAUUCGAAACUAUUUUCCAUCCCGCAAGUGCUUUGUUUUCCCGUUUCCUACCUCCCAGGAAAAAAUGAUUAUGAUUGAGAGCCUGGAUGAAAGGGACAUUUUUCCCAAAUUUCUGCUUGUUACACAGCGUUUCUGUGACUAUGUCUUUGAUAAGAGCAGAGUUAAAACUGUUAAAGGAGGAUACAAAAUUACUGGGAGAAGGUUCGGUCACCUAGUGCAGACAUAUGUGGAGACGAUCUCUAGUGGGAAAGUCCCUUGUCUGGAGAAUGCUGUGGUUGCCAUGGCAAGGAUUGAAAACGAGGCAGCUGUGCAAGAGGGGCUGAAGCUGUACCAGAGUGAGAUGGAACAGGUGAAGAAAAUGUUUCCUGUCAGUUUGAAUGAAAUUACUGCUGAACACCAGAAGAUCAGUGACAUGGCCAGCAGCGAGUUUAUGAAACGUUCCUUUAAAGACGAAGAACAGAAAUACUUCAAGAAACUGACGGAGGUGGUCGAUAAGCACUAUGCUGAUCUAGUUGGUCAGAACCUGAAGGCAUCAGACGAGAAGUGUAGGCAAAUUCUGGCUGAUCUCUAUAAUGACAUGAAUUUGCACGUGCAGCAGGGGGAUUAUGCAAAGUCUGGAGGAUAUAAACUUUAUUGCACAGCUAGAGAGAAUCUCAUUGCUGAGUACCACAGAAAGCCAAACAAAGGAAUCCUGGCUGAGGAGGUGUUGGAGAGCUUUUUGUGUGAGAAAAGUGUGGAAGCAAAAUUAAUUCUCCAGACUGAUGAACAACUGACUGAAAGUGAGAAAAAGCUUCAAGAGGAAAAAGAACUACAAGUUCUCUUAGAGCAGCAGUGUAAAGUAGAACAUGAACAAAAGAAGAAGUUGGAGCAACUGAUGGAGGAGGAAAAAGUGAGUCAUGAGCAACGGCUGCGGCAGCUGGAGACGAAGUUUGAGGAUGAGAAAUAUCAGCAACAGCAGGAGCUGAACAUUGCACUGGAAAGCAAAUUGGCUGAACAGAAAGACCUCAUACAAAAAGGGUUUGAUGAGAAAGCCAAGCUGUUGGGCAUGGAGAUUGAGCAACUUAAAAAAGAAAAGCCAAAUGACAAUCCAUCUGGCGGUAUUUUUAAGGAUUAUGUCAUGCCACUUGUAAGCACGGCCAAAGAUGUGUUUUCCACAGUCCUUCAGUAUAAAAUAAUGAAGACAAAAUUUGCAAGAUUCAAAUAAUACAAAAUAUUAUUUAUACUAGGGAUGUGAUAGCUUAGUGGUUAAGGCUUUGGACUACUGAUCGGAAGACCAUGAGUUCAAAUCCCAGGUCCAUCAAGCUGCCACUGCUAAUUAUAUAAGUCACUCUAAUUGUCAUGAUUUGAUAAAAGUAUAUAUAAAAAAGUCAACCCUUGAUGUUUUAAUUGUUCUACAGUAAAUAUAGGAAGUCAACAUAGUGACAUGGAUUGCACUGACUACUGACACAACUGUUGUGUGAUUAACUAUAAACCUUAAUGUUAUGUGGUACACUGAACAUUAAAUGCUUAUGAUACCAAAAAGCUGAUAUUUCAUGUAUUAGUGUUUCAUUAUGAGAAAAAUAUUUUCCAUGUUUAAUAACAUAGAGGAUGGAAUAAAAAAAUGAAUGAAAAAGUCAAA